Messenger RNA from Prorocentrum cordatum, 354 nucleotides. Lineage: Eukaryota; Dinophyceae; Prorocentrales; Prorocentraceae. The record is from the annotation of a GenBank genome assembly.
AUGCGGGCGGCGGGGCCGGAGCCCGGGCGCGUCGGGCGAGCGGUCGGCUACGGCUCCGGGGAUCAGUGGCAGCAGGUGCCUGCGCCGCGCAUGGAGGUCCGGGAGGCGAACGUGAGACGUCGAGUAGACGGCGGACGUAACAUCGUCAGAUACACGGAUGAAAUUAGGAAGUACGGCAAGGCUGGUCAAUGGCAGCAGGCGCUGUCAUCGUUCGGGAAGAUAUGCGACGAGAAGUUGGAACCGGACGUCUUCAGUUACAACGUCGUGAUGAGCGCGCUUGGGACAGGGCAGCAAUGGCUGCGGGCAGUGUCCCUGCUUCGCGAAAUGAGGGACACGAAGUUGGAGCCUGACUGA